AUGUCAAACACAUCUUUAGAAGACGCAAAGAAAGUCAUACACUGGAUACAAACAAAUCAAGGGUUUUGGAACUCUGACUUAUUAGAAAUCAAAGAAUCUAAAUUAGGUGGAAUUGGAGUAUUUGCCAAAAAAGAUAUUGAACCAACAUUAAAACCUGAAUUAUUAUUAAGAUUACCAAAAGACUCUAUAUUUUCUGCUAAAAAAUCUUCAAUUGCAAAUUUAUUAUAUGAGGAAAAUUUAGAUGGUGCUUUAGCAUUAAUCAUUGCAUUUAUUUAUGAAAACCAUUUUGGUGAAAAUUCUCCAUGGUUUGAAUAUUUAAAAACUAUAAUAUAUAAAGAUCAAGAUAAUGAAUUGAUUUUACCACCUUCAUUAUGGACCAAAUCUCAAAAAUCAUUAUUAAAAGGUUCAGAAUUAGAAAUUUUGGGAAGUUUAGAUGAUGAAGAAAAUAAAUCAGCUUAUGAAACUGCAUGUACUUUUGCCCUAAAUCAAAAUGAAAUUUCUUCAUCAAUUCCAAUACCAUGGGAAUUUGAUAUUCAAGAUAAAGAAGAUCAAGAAAUUUUUGAAAAAUAUAAAAAUUUUAUAGCUAUUUCUCAUGCUAUUGCUUCAAGAGAUUUUGAAAUUGAUUCAUUUCAUCAAGUUGCUAUGGUACCUGGUGCUGAUUUAUUUAAUCAUACAAAUAAACCUCAUGUUAGAUUUGAAAGUGUUUUUGAUGUUUGUGAGAUGUGUGGAUCUGCUGGACCUUGUGAUUGUAUUGAAAGUGAAGGGGAAGAAGAUGAUGAAGAUAUGGAUGAUGAAGAGAUGAGUGAGGAGGAUGAUAAUGAAGAAGGUGAAGAUGAAGAAGAUAAUGAUAAUGAAGAAGAAGGAGAAGGAAAUAUCCAAGAACAAGAUCCAGAAGAAUUAAGUGAGCAUAGUGACCAUGAACAUAGUGAUCAUGAUCAUGACGAUGAAGAAUCAGAUUCCGAACCAGAAGAUAGUGACGUUGAAGAAAAUAGACCAAUAGAUGAACAAAUGAUUUCCAAGAUUGAAGCAGCACUUGAAUUAGAAAAACAAGAAGAAUUAAAACAAAAAAAAGAACAAGAACAUGAUUCAGAGAAUAAAGAAAUGAUUAUGGAAAAUGAUGCAGGUGGUAAAAUUUUCCCAGAUGAAUGUUGUGAUAUUGUAUUAAUGAAGAAAGUUUCAAAAGGUGAAGAGAUUUUUAAUACUUAUGGAGAUUUUAAUAACUCAAUAUUAUUAUCAAAAUAUGGAUUCGUUAUACCUGAUAAUUCUGAUGAAUCAAUUAAUCUAGGUCUUGAAUGUUUGAAGUUAAAGAAAACUAAUAAAAAAUUAUAUUCAAAACAAUUUGAAUGGUGGGAAUCAAAAGGUUAUGAAUUAAUGAGAGAAUUUUUCAACUUGAAAAAGAAUAAUUGUUGUGAUGAUGAAGAUUGUGAUGAUGACCAUGGAAAUGAUGAUCAUAAAGAUGAUGGUUGUAAAGAUGCAUGUUGUGGUGGUGAAGGUGAAUUACCAGAAGGUGUUGAAGAGAUUCCAAAUUGGACAUUAGAAGUCAAUAUAGAUUCCACAGGUGAACCAAAUCAAUUAACGUAUGCAUUAUGUAAAUUAUUAUCAUUGAAUAAAUUAGAACUUAACAAAUUUUUGAAAAAUCAAGAAAAGGGGCUACAAGUCUUAACAACAAAUAACUCAAAAGCUUUCAAAAUUUUAAAAGAAUUAUUAACAUGGAGAUUAAAUCAAUAUGAUUCUGAAAUUAAAUAUGAAAAAUUAUUAAAAAGUAAAAAUUAUAGAGAAAAAUUGAUUGCUCAAUUAAUUAUACAUGAACAAAAUAUAAUUAAAAAAUCAUUACAAAAUAUUUCAAAAAAAGUUUAG
Hansenula ciferrii is the source of this 1857-nucleotide messenger RNA. It is a transcript of the gene RKM3, whose product is annotated as protein-lysine N-methyltransferase. The transcript has a single exon. Gene Ontology annotation, molecular function: protein-lysine N-methyltransferase activity. NCBI's taxonomy places the organism in Eukaryota, Fungi, Ascomycota, Saccharomycetes, Phaffomycetales, Wickerhamomycetaceae. Gene Ontology annotation, biological process: peptidyl-lysine monomethylation. Gene Ontology annotation, cellular component: nucleus. Bases 1 to 1857 code for a protein of 618 amino acids. The record is from RefSeq and is a predicted model, not a curated record.